This is a messenger RNA of Malania oleifera, 1687 nucleotides long. Its product is annotated as fructose-bisphosphate aldolase 3, chloroplastic. Gene Ontology annotation, molecular function: fructose-bisphosphate aldolase activity. Gene Ontology annotation, biological process: glycolytic process; fructose 1,6-bisphosphate metabolic process. Gene Ontology annotation, cellular component: cytosol. NCBI's taxonomy places the organism in Eukaryota, Viridiplantae, Streptophyta, Magnoliopsida, Santalales, Ximeniaceae. The record is from RefSeq and is a predicted model, not a curated record. Bases 172 to 1356 code for a protein of 394 amino acids. The transcript has 6 exons.
GGCCGUCCCGCACUGCUCUUGUCGUUUUACGUUUUACCAAAUCAUCAAAGGGACCCUUCGAAACUGACAGCAGAGUUCGCUCAACUACUAACCAAGGCGCACACCUCUCUUCUUUCUUGAUCUGCCGUUUUUGCUUUUGUUUUUGUUGUUGUAGGUGUUGCGAUUCCAGCAAUGGCCGCUGCUGCGAGUUUGGUGAAGCUGAGUGCUUCGUCUUCGCAGUUCAUCGGGCAACAGUCCUUAACCUCGCGCCGCGGAUCCUCCGCCCCCAUCCUUUCCCGCCGGAUCGCCCUCCCGAUCCGCGCCGCUUCGUAUUCCUACGAACUCGUCGAAACCGCUAAAACUAUUGCUUCCCCUGGUCGUGGCAUCCUUGCCAUUGAUGAAUCAAAUGCAACUUGUGGGAAGAGGUUAGCAUCCAUUGGCUUGGACAACACAGAAUCCAAUCGACAGGCUUAUAGACAACUUUUGCUGACUACUCCUGGAUUGGGUGAAUACAUUUCUGGUGCCAUUCUUUUUGAGGAAACACUUUUCCAGUCUACAACAGAUGGGAAGAAGUUUGUGGACUGCUUGCGGGAGGAAAAUAUUGUACCUGGCAUUAAAGUUGAUAAGGGUUUGGUUCCCCUACCAGGAUCAAACAAUGAAUCUUGGUGCCAAGGUUUGGAUGGUUUGGCCUCAAGAUCUGCUGAAUACUAUAAGCAAGGUGCUCGUUUUGCAAAGUGGCGAACAGUUGUUAGCAUUCCCUGUGGUCCAUCUGCUUUGGCUGUUAAAGAAGCUGCAUGGGGACUUGCUCGUUAUGCUGCUAUUUCUCAGGACAACGGUCUGGUGCCCAUAGUGGAACCUGAGAUUCUUCUUGAUGGGGACCACCCAAUUGAAAGGACGCUUGAAGUGGCAGAGCGUGUGUGGUCAGAAGUCUUUUACUACUUGGCAGAGAACAAUGUUUUGUUUGAAGGGAUCCUACUUAAGCCCAGCAUGGUAACCCCAGGGGCUGAACACAAGGAGAAGGCUUCUCCAGAGACCAUUGCCAAAUUUACUCUCACAAUGCUUAAGCGGAGAGUACCUCCUGCAGUUCCUGGAAUCAUGUUUUUGUCAGGAGGACAAUCUGAAGUGGAAGCGACACUGAACCUGAAUGCAAUGAACCAAAGCCCCAACCCGUGGCAUGUUUCCUUCUCAUAUGCACGUGCAUUGCAGAACACUGUGCUUAAGACAUGGCAGGGACGCCCUGAGAAUGUUGAUGCUGCACAGAAGGCUCUUUUGGUGCGUGCAAAGGCGAACUCUUUGGCCCAGCUUGGGAGGUAUGCAGCAGAAGGGGAGAGUGAGGAAGCAAAGAAAGGAAUGUUUGUCAAGGGAUAUACCUAUUGAGCCAUGGUUUGUUACUGUUGCAGCUCUUGGCCCUGGUUAGUUUAGAUAUCUGCUCUGUAUCUUCGUGUUUCCUCUAGAUAGUGAUGGAUACAGAGGAGUCGUAAUUAGGUGAGUGUUGUACUUUUUAUUUUUCACCUAAGAGUGGUUGAAUAAAAGAAAAGGGAGAGCAUUUUGAACAGUGCCCGCGGAAAUGAUGGGGUUGGUGGGAGUGAGAAUAUAUGUACUAUUAUGUCUCUUGGGAAUCCAUGAAUCUUGGGAUUAAUAACAGCACAUCUUGAUUAAUGUUAAUCAAAGUGGUGCUGAAUAUAUUGUUCUGCACUUUUUAUUUUAA